AUGAAGAUGCUGCUGGCUGUGGUCGCCCUGCAGCUGCUCCUGGCUCCAGUGCAAUCGGGCCCGGGCGGGGACUCGUGGGACGCGUGGGGCCCGUACGGAGAGUGCAGUCGCAGCUGUGGCAGUGGAGUGACCAUGAGGACCAGGCGCUGCAUCACUCACAGAACGGACGGAGGACACAACUGUGUGGGGCCUGAGAAAUCGUACAGCUCUUGCAACAUCCAGGACUGUCCCGAGGGCUCCAAGGAUUUCCGUGAAGAGCAGUGCGCCCAGUUUGACGGCACAGACUUCCAGGGCAAACGUUACAAGUGGCUCCCCUACUACGGAGCUGGAAACCCGUGUGAGCUGAACUGCAUGCCUCGAGGGGAGAACUUUUACUACCGCCACCGCAGCGCCGUGGUGGAUGGGACGCCCUGCCAUCCGGGCCGCAAUGACAUCUGUGUGGGCGGCGUCUGUAAGCGUCUCGGCUGUGACAACAUGCUGGAGUCUUCGCAGCAGGAGGACCCCUGCCUGCAGUGUGGGGGCACCGGACAAACCUGCCGCCAGGUCAAAAGCAGCUUCAGCACACGAGAGCUGCCCAAUGGCUACAACCAGAUGUUCAUUAUCCCUGUUGGAGCCACCACCAUCAGCAUCAGGGAAUCUGUGGCCACUCGUAACUACCUGGCUAUCAAGAACCUCAGGGGUGAGUACUACCUCAACGGCCACUGGGUGAUUGAGUUUUCCAGAGCCACUCCGAUCGCUGGGACCGUCCUGUACUACCAGAGAGGCGCUGAAGGUGACAACGUUCCAGAAACCAUCAUCGGCCGUGGACCCACCACUGAGCCACUGGUGGUGGAGUUGAUCAGCCAAGAGCCAAACCAGGGAGUGGAAUAUGAGUUUUACCUCCCCAAAGGGCGCUCCACUCAAGGGUACUACUGGAGUUACGGGUCCUGGUCGAGCUGCAGCAAAGACUGUGGAUCAGGAUUCCAGUCUCGUUCGGUCUUCUGCACCAUCGAUCACGAGGUGUAUCCUGACUACCUUUGUGCCUCUUUGCCUCGACCUCAGACCAACAGAACCUGCAACCCCCAGGAGUGUCCUCAGGUCCACAGCUGGAAGACGGGUGAGUGGAACACCUGCUCCGUCACCUGUGGAGGCGGCUCUCAGGUGCGCUCAAUGCAGUGCAUUACCCAGGAUGCAUUUGGGCCACGUGUGGUGGAGGAUGCUGUGUGUGCAGCCUACUCAGAGGCGCCUCCUACCAUGCAGACCUGCAACAUGCAGCAGUGCGCGCAGUACCGCACCACCAGGUGGAGUCCGUGCUCAGCGACCUGUGGGUCCGGGGAGCAGACGCGGGAGGUGACCUGUGUGGGCUCUGGGGGCAUGAGGCUGGAGGAGACGGUCUGUGCCACUCUGCUCAGACCCCCCGCCAUCAGGGCCUGCCAGGCAGCCCCCUGUGCUCGAGAUGUCCGCUGGCACGUCGGGGCAUGGACCCUGUGCUCGAGGAGUUGUGGCUCCGGCUCUCGGGAGCGGCAGGUGAUCUGCUCGGAUUCUGAGCGACACCUGUACCCAGUGGGACAGUGCAGCGCACAGCCCAAACCUGCCACCGUGGAGCGCUGUAACACCCAGCCCUGCUACAGCCCUCAGAGUGUGCCCAGUGUUCAGGACCCUCGCGGACAUGACAUCACUCAGACUAACUUCCAGCCCUAUGUCCCCGAAACUACAGUUCAGCAAAGAGACUCCAUGAACACCAAUACAACAAACACAGUACAGGACCCUCAUAGCUCCGCCCCUGCCCUCCACUGCAGCCAAUCACGUUACGGCUGCUGUCCUGAUGGGCGCACCUCAGCGGGAGGACCACAGGGACUGGGCUGCCCCCAGAUCCAGACCUCCACCACACCCCUGACCUCCUGUCUCCAGAGCAGUCACGGAUGCUGCCAGGACGGAGUGACGACUGCUUUGGGCCCAAACGGAGAGGGCUGCUCAGAGCAUGUGGCCCCAGCUCCCACUGUGGCAGCAACUCUCCCGACUGAAAAUGCCAGGCAGUGCAGACUGACGACCUAUGGAUGCUGCUUUGACCGGACUUCAGUUGCAGCUGGACCCAAUGGAGAAGGGUGCCCUGAUCCACCCAGCAACAUCGAGCGCUCCAUCUGCUCUCUGCCCCGUGCCGCCGGCUCCUGCUCCAGCUGGACACCGCGCUACCACUACGACGUCCUCUCCUCCAAAUGCCUGCACUUCUGGUUCGGCAGCUGCCACGGCAACAACAAUAACUUCAUGACCCGGGCCGAGUGCCAGAAGGCCUGCCAGCCUCCCACCCCGAGCCAAAUGGGUCCCUCCCCGGUCUCUCUGCCCAGAGAAAGAACCACCUCCACAGCAGCGCGUCCCUCGGCAGGAUCAGGGGCUGGGAGGGGUGGGUCUGCGGGGGCCCGGGAUCCCAGCAUGGGCCGAGUGUUCACUGUGCAGAGUGGCUCCAGGUACGGGACAAACGCCGCUACACACGCCCACAGAGCCCGGCUUGGGAUGAGGGCGCGGCACACCUCCGAGCCUGCACCCGCUCCCGCCGCAGCACACACCGGCCCCGCAGCCAGUUUAACCCUGGGAGGAGUGAGUAUUGAUAAGUCAGAUCCGGACACAGUGGAGGCUCUGGUGGGACAGACCGUGGUGCUGCCGUGUAGAGUGAGUCCUCUGCCCUCGUCCACCGUCUCUGUGGAGUGGAGGAGAGACGGCCUCGCUCAGUCCACCAGCAGACACCACCAGCAGCCCAACGGCUCCCUGCUGGUCGGCCCUUUACUCAAGUCAGACAAGGGCUGGUACCUGUGCGUCGCGACCAGGGACCAGGACAGGGAUCACCGCUACAUUUACCUUUCUGUCUCUGAAGGAGCCGCUCCUCUGGAUCCCUCACUGCCCAGCGACAGCCCCUCCUCAAAAUUCAGCAUCGAUCAGAGCGACGCGUCUGUGCUGGAGCUGCGAGAAGGACUGACCGCUCGGCUGACCUGCACCGUGCUCCCUCCUUCAGCGCUGCAGACGGUCAACAUCCAGUGGACCAGGGACGGACGCACACUCACCGACUCUAGGGUCACUCAUGUUUCCGAUGGGACUUUAAUCGUGGGUCCACUGAGGUCUGAUGAUUCUGGUCUUUACACCUGCACUGUGUCGAGUCCACAGCAGCUGGAGCAGAGGCAGAUACAGCUCAGAGUGCAAGCUGACUUGAGGAUCACCACUGCUCCUAAUAACAUUGAAGUGUCUGAAGGCAGCACAGCUCUUCUGCCCUGUGUCGUGUCCGGGGACAACGUCAGUAUUCGCUGGUCCAGAAAUGGCGUCCCAGUGAGACCAGACGGACGGAACCUCCUGGUGUCGCCUGAUGGCAGUCUGAUCAUAAACAGAGUGAAGUCCUCUGAUGAAGGCACCUACAGCUGCAACGCCUUCACUGGGAUCUACUCUGUGAGCGCCACUGCAGACGUGCGGGUCCUCAAGGAAGCCACGCAGGAUAACGAUGUCCCCGAGGACUGCGUGGACCAACCAGAGCUCGCCAACUGUCAGCUGAUCGUGUAUGCUCGCCUCUGCUCCAACCAGUACUACUCUGGCUUCUGCUGCGCCAGCUGCACCAAGCACCUGCGCAGCGACCGCUUCAAACGCUACGGGUAG
Molecule: messenger RNA, 3615 nt
Organism: Knipowitschia caucasica
Lineage: Eukaryota; Metazoa; Chordata; Actinopteri; Gobiiformes; Gobiidae
Source: the annotation of a GenBank genome assembly